Messenger RNA from Rhododendron vialii, 2535 nucleotides. Its product is annotated as calcium-dependent protein kinase 26. The transcript has 5 exons. Gene Ontology annotation, biological process: protein autophosphorylation; intracellular signal transduction; peptidyl-serine phosphorylation. Lineage: Eukaryota; Viridiplantae; Streptophyta; Magnoliopsida; Ericales; Ericaceae. Gene Ontology annotation, cellular component: nucleus; cytoplasm. The record is from RefSeq and is a predicted model, not a curated record. Gene Ontology annotation, molecular function: calcium/calmodulin-dependent protein kinase activity; calcium-dependent protein serine/threonine kinase activity; calmodulin binding. The coding region runs from base 698 to 2260 and encodes 520 amino acids.
UCUCUUUAAUUUCAAAAAGCAGAAAACAACGAAAGCAAGAAAAACAGCAAACAAAACCCACAACGGGAAAAACAUAUAAACACACGGUGGGUUGGGAUUGGCGGACUCACGAGGGGAACCAUGAGACUAUGAGAGCCCACAAGUAGGUCUCUCUCUCUCGUGGGAAACGGAAUCACUCCUCCAACGGGACUUUGUGGCUUCUCUCUCUCUCUCUCUAGGCUUCUCUCUCUUCCCUCCCCAGAUCCAAAGUGAUCCAGCAGAGGGAUGGAAGAGUUGCAGCCUAGAGUUUGAUCUUUCCUUCUUUUGAGGUUUGUCUGGAGAAAUAACUCCCCCAGAUCCGCCGUAUGCUUCAGGCUAAACAUUAUUGUCAAACUUCAUCCACCAGCCAUUAGAAUCUUCUGUGAGGUUUGACCUAAGCGCUGUUUUGGUAUAUGGGUACCAACAGAAAAUGAAGAAUUUUGACUUCAGAACUUAAAAUUCGUGGUCUUUAUCAGAGUCUUCUUUCAGUUGUGACCUUAAGUGUCAUCGUGGGCAGUGGUACCAACAGAAUUUUUAGACAAUUGAGUGCACUAUUUGCAUUUCCUUGUCUUUUUUCAUGUGGAAAGGGCCUCGCUGAGAAAUAGUCUAUAAACUCUAGACGGGAGAAUCAUCAUCUGAAUCUCAAUUGGAAUUCAUUUUCUGGGUUUUAAACUUUCUUAUGGCUGUUGCCAAGAGCAACAGCAAUAAAGAGUCGUCGUUUCAACUGAGCAAUUGUUUCAAAGUCCCAAGCCUUCACAAAACCAUCUUGGGCACAAACCAGGCCUCAAAUUUGAAAGACCAAUACACCCUCGGAGAGCAGUUGGGGUGGGGACAGUUUGGCAUAAUCAGGGCAUGCUCUGAUAGGCUGACCGGUGAGGUACUGGCGUGUAAGUCGAUAGCCAAGGAUAGAUUGGUCACACAGGAAGAUGUGAGGAGCAUCAAACUUGAGUUUGAAAUAAUGACUAGGUUAUCGGGGCACCCAAAUGUGGUAGAUCUGAAAGCGGUUUACGAGGAGGAAGACUAUGUUCAUCUUGUGAUGGAGCUUUGUGCGGGAGGAGAGCUUUUCCACCAGUUAGAGAAAUAUGGCAGAUUCUCUGAGGACAAAGCCAGGGUUCUAUUUAGGCAGCUGAUGCAAGUAGUUACAUAUUGUCAUGAUAAUGGCAUUGUUCAUAGGGAUUUGAAGCCAGAGAAUAUCCUCUUAUCUACGAAAGCCUCCUCUUCGCCAAUUAAAUUGGCCGAUUUUGGUCUUGCAACCUACAUCAAGCCAGGUCAGAAUUUGCAUGGGACUGUUGGUAGUCCGUUUUAUAUAGCACCUGAGGUCUUGACAGGGGGUUAUAAUCAGGCGGCCGAUGUGUGGAGUGCUGGGGUGAUUCUUUACAUUCUUCUCAGUGGGAUGCCACCAUUUUGGGGAAAGACUAAAUCACGGAUAUUUGAUGCUGUUAGGGCAGCUGACCUGCGGUUUCCAUCUGAUCCCUGGGAUUGUGUUUCUGAAUCUGCUAAGGAAUUAAUUAGGGGGAUGCUGUGUAGAGACCCUUCUCAAAGACUCACUGCUCAGCAGGUUCUAGAUCAUGCCUGGAUAAGCCACCCUGCACCACUUUCUAAAGGUUCAUAUGAAUGUCAAAAGCAACAUUUUGGAGUAUCGGAUAUGGCUCCAUUUUCUACCUCUUUUAUGACUAGGAAUCAAGACAUCAGUUUCGGUGCUGGGUCACCUAUUAUAGAUGACGCCCAGUCUCCAGUAUUGACUUGCAGGUCUUCAUUUUCUUCUUUCCUCGUGGAACCAUCAACUCCUUGUUUUGCAUCUGGUGUGUUUUCCUUCCGUAGCAGCAGUGGAUCGAACACCCUGGAAUUCGCCACCCCUAUCUCUUCGAUGCCAAGCUUUGCAUUCUUCAGCCCGGGUUCGGAGUCUGUACAAGCGAAUUGUCCUUUGAAUUUCUCGGCCAAUAUUCCUAGAGUAGGUUUGGUUCAAGAGGCAAGCUCAGGGAAGCUGUUGACCUUACCAGACUCUUCUCUCUGCUUUGGACAUGGAGAGAGAGAAAUAUGUAGUCAGAAGGCAGCGGAGGUUAAAAAGACCGAAGGAAUGGUUGGGUACAGAAUGUCUGGCAUUCACGGCAAAAGGAACCGCACGAUUGGGCUGGGUGAAUUUGAUCAGCUUGAUCUCAUGGUAACCGAAUCUGUUAUACGCUGGGCAUCAUGCACUCAUCUCACCACUGCCACGUCUCUUAGGUCUUCUCUCGUCUGCUGAAACUUAGAACUCCCCGUUGGAAUUGGAUCAUUCGGCUGGAAUUGCCGAAGAUUCAACUUCCGUUUGUGUAUUAAUAUGACCACUCGGGUUUCCGUGUUUAAUGUAACCUUCUUAGGUUGAACGCUGUUGAGCUGCUGUUAGGGAGUGUUUACCUUAUUUUCAAUAGUUGCCUCUGAGUAUUCUUGUACAAAGUUUGGUGGAUUCUAGUGCCCUGUGUGUGUACCAAGUUUUGUAUCGACAUGUAUAAUAGGAAGCACCUCGUGUGUGUGUCUCUC